AUGGAUGUCUAUCCCCCUCAGCUUCAAUGUUGCAACGACUACCACGAAUAUUUACCCGACCCGAAGGCCAACCGGGGAAUAAACCCAAAUCCUCAACAACAGAGCUGGGACAAUUCUGCCUGGAACUGGUGCACCGACUGCCCCCCUCCCCAGGAAUCCAUACCCCCUUCCCCUGCCAGUAACAUCGCUCAGAGCGUACCGCCCACUCCACAGUUCAAUCCUCUCGCCUCCUUUGUCCAAGAGCCCCAACAACAGCAUCAGUUCCAGCCUCUGCCCUCCCCCUACCUUAACCCCUCUCCUCUCCCCGAAAAAUGCAUGUGGAACAACUGCGAUGCCGCGUUUGCAACCCUCUCCGACCUUGUUGGGCACGUCAACCUCGUCCAUCUUCGACCAUCUGAAAUCCCAGCUCCCCAGCAACAAACACACGUAGCAACAUCAUCGCAGACCCAUGUGGGCACCAAUACCGCGACAUCUACAGACUUUGACAUGUCGUUAUCGUGCCUCUGGGACAGCUGCAGCACCAGUGUGACGCCGCAAAACAUUUCGGGACCAUCGAGCGCUCCAGAGCUAGGAAAUAACCCGUUCUCCGCACUCGAAACCCAUUUGCUUCGGGAUCACCUUGGAUUGAAUCUCGCGCACCUGGCGGCUCUCCGAAACAAGAAGCAAGUGCAGCAGGAACAGGCGCCCUCUCAGCAGGCGCUCUCGCCUCCACUUUCACAGCCCGCUACACAGCCUGUUCAGGAGCAGUAUCAACAACCUGCACCUCCGGCCCCUGAAGAACCCGUCUUCAAUAGACCCAUUAGCAAGCACCCGUCCCCCAGUAGCUCAUCGGACUCCGAAAUUCAUCGCUGUGGUUGGAAAGGUUGCAACGCGGUCUUCACCUCUUGCGACGAAUUGACGUCACAUCUAAACGUUGCUCACGUCGGCAGCGGGAAAGCGCAUUACGAGUGCUUUUGGGAAGGCUGCAACCGCAACGGCGAACAAGGGUUCAGUAGCAAACAAAAAAUAUGUCGACAUUUACAGUCGCAUACGGGACAUCGACCUUUCCAGUGUCAGAUAUGUCAUCAAAACUUUUCAGAAGCGGCGACCUUGCAGCAGCAUAUGCGGCGCCAUACUCGAGAACGUCCCUACGCCUGCGAUUUCCCUGGAUGUGGAAAGGCCUUCGCGAUCAUGGGCGCGCUCACGAUUCACAAACGAAUUCAUAACGGGCUAAAGCCUUUCAAGUGCAAAUACUGCGACAAGGCUUUCAGUGAAUCAUCUAAUCUUUCAAAACAUCUUCGCGUGCAUACCGGUGCACGUCCUUAUAGUUGCACCGAACCCGGGUGUGGAAAGUCGUUUGCUCGCCCAGACCAACUGAACCGACAUAUGGGUGUUCACCGGAAAAAUGCAGACGCAGCGCGUGCUAUCCCUGCUCAAUAG
Coprinopsis cinerea okayama7#130 is the source of this 1419-nucleotide messenger RNA. RefSeq names its product zinc finger protein 169. Bases 1 to 1419 code for a protein of 472 amino acids. Gene Ontology annotation, cellular component: nucleus. NCBI's taxonomy places the organism in Eukaryota, Fungi, Basidiomycota, Agaricomycetes, Agaricales, Psathyrellaceae. Gene Ontology annotation, molecular function: RNA polymerase II cis-regulatory region sequence-specific DNA binding; DNA-binding transcription factor activity, RNA polymerase II-specific. The record is from RefSeq and is a predicted model, not a curated record. Gene Ontology annotation, biological process: regulation of transcription by RNA polymerase II. The transcript has 4 exons.